GAGAGAGAGAGAGAGAGGCUGCUUGUUGGGCGCUGGGAUUGUCAUGGCUGAAGAAUUGCGAUCGAAGUGGAUUGACAAUGGUUCACAGUGAGAGAGGUUGAGAGGUGCGGUGAGAUCAUGUCGAUCCUUUCGCAAUUCUGCAACUCAUAGCGGUGGACGAUUCUGCUUGCGAUCGAGUCGAAACUCUCGGAAUCGGACAAUAGACGGAUUUAAUUUGUGCGAAUUGCGUGCAAGGUAUAAUACGCGAGCGAUUUGAUGUCGAGGCGCUACGAUCGUCGAGGUGUACAGAUGUUGAAAGUCGUAUGAGAAUGCCGACCGCUUUUGUAGCAGUAGCUUCGCUCGCUACUCAGUGUUCGGGCCCUCCUUGAAAUUAUUCAAACUCUGGAAACUGACGAGCAGGAAUUCUAUCACCUUGUUAUCUUCUCUCUUCAUCCAGACACUUCUCCGGACGCACCCACGGUCAAGGCGCGUGCAAUUUCGAACCAGUCGACGUCCAGAUUCUAGGGGUUGAAGCUCUUCGCUCUUCCUGAUGUACAGCUUCCGACUGCAAGAGCGAAAACCUUCCACUUCUGCGCCAAAUCGCCCGCACCUCACCUCAACUCAACUGCACUCAAGCAGCAGCCGAGUGUUGUCGUGUUUCCCGCUGAUGCACGAUCGAGCGCUCACUGGUUCCGAAGCGAUGCAGUACGGCACGCCUCGAUCGCAUGAAUCGCUCACGACAUAAUCCUGUCCAAGCUUGACACGUGCCUCGCGCUUCAGGACGCAAUUAAAGCGCUCUCUCGUAUGGAAUCUCGACCCCUCUUCUCUCCUCCGGCAGAGGCAGAGGGUUGAGGCUACCAUUCGGACCGUGAAGAGUUCCGUGAAGAGCUCGAUGGACAAAUGUUGCUCAAGCUGUCAGGGCCGGGACGUGGAAUGAAUUUGGCGGCGGCGGCGGGUGAGGGUGACAAGUGUACCAAUUCGCGGAGGGCUCUGAGGUCGGGAGCCGUACAAGCCGAAGAAUGUAGAGACAGCACUUGAGUAAUGAUGAUGAGCAAUUUCGCGCUUCUUCUGAAUGCGAGUGGCCGCGGCAAGCGAGUGGCGAGUACGGAGAUAGUGUUAGAAGUGUAGAGGGUGGGUGCGGCUCGUGCGUCAAUUCCCAUCGGAGCUGUUGUGUCGGUCUCGCUGCCUGAAAGAGGAGAUCAAUUUGUCGAUCGAGUGUCGGCAGGAAAAGCGCAACCGCUUGAUUUCCCAGGAAACGCUGUCUUGGUCGGAGUGUCGAUACCCACCACGACGAGCCCUGUGUCGACCCUAUUGCACGUCUGAGCGAUAUCUAGAGCCUAUGAUACGUGAGAAUUGAGUUUGUCUGCCCUCUGUCGAACCAUGUAGUCACUGGCGUCUGCAUUGCGGUCCUAGAAGUUGCUCAAGGAGAGGUGCCCUGUCGCGAAUCUGACCAAAUUGUACACAUUGCAUUCCAGCCGUGAGUGUCGCUCUGUGUCUCAUGAGAUAAUCAAAUCACCGAGUCAAAAUGUCUCUAUCAUUCACGACCAGCAGCUGGCUGAAAAAGGAAGAGGAUAACCGUCCUGUCAUCAGUGGCAAGGUGCCAGGCGUGAACCUGUGAACACAUUCGUUUGAAAUCAGUCCAAGUACAAGACACGGUGGCUUAAGGAGAAAAUAUGGAUACGGCUGUAGACCACAGCAAGAAGACCAUGUUCACGAAUCCAGCUGAGUGGGAGGAAAGUUACAGGCCUCUGCCUUUCUUGUUCUUCGGACUCCUCGUCGUUUGGAUCAUCCUAGUGGGAGUAUGGACGAUCAACACUUGGAGCAAGAGAAGAUGGCAGACAAGCAAUUUGCAGUGGGUACUGACAGCCGUGCCAGUCCUCAAGGCUCUUGUUCUCGGACUUUCUUUCGUCUUCUGGUAUUCUUGUUUAAAUCUAAGCUCAUGUUCAUUCUGGGUGGCAUUUGGGGUGUUCGUUUCUCGGAUUUUUUUUGAGACAGCAUGCUUCAUAGCCUUUCUACUCAUAUCACAUGGUUACUGUAUCAUGCACGAGCAAUUGUCCAUCGCCGAGCGUCGAUCUAUAGCAGGACUUGCAUCACUAUUGUAUCUAACUCUCACUGGCUACAAGGCUGCUGUACCUCAAUUUGCGGUACUGGUGGUGUUAAUAUACCUUGUAAUGCUAUAUGUCAUAUUCCUACAUGUUUCAAGAAACUUGACGGUGCUAAGAGAGCAGCUGCAGCACAUACAGGACGAAGGCGUUCACAUGAUGCACACUGCCAUCUCCACCAAAUACACAAUGUUCAAAAAGUUUCAGGGCGCAAUGCUUAUGAUGGUGGUAGCCGAAGUCCUGAUGCAUGCGAAAGCAGAAGGAGUAGCAAAUGAGUACUGGAUGCGCCUGCUUGUACGGGAGUGGACAGAAAUCGGAAUUUUUUUCUACAUCGGGUGGACAUUCAGAUCGAGGGAGCUCACUCCAUUUUUUACAGUCAUUCCCACGUUGCAUGUAUCAGGCCAGCGGAUGCUACCUCCUAUCUACAGCGUUGAGAUGAACGAGAAGCAGUUCAACAGUUUGGACUUCAAAGAAUGGCACAUCGGCGUGCCUACAUCGUUGUCCAAAAGUGGAACCGUGCACAGGCCAAUGCUCGUGAUUGUUCAAAAUCCUGGAAUGUCAUUCUCGGAAGACCCAAGAUCGACCUCUUCAAAAAACAGUAUCAAGUCACAAAAAACCGUCGUGGUGGACCAUCUUUGUGCCGAGUCACUAACUUCCGUCUCAUCAAACUCGGCACCGCGGACCCCGAUGGAAUUUGGUCACAGCACUCCAAGAUCCCAAAAUUCUUCAUACACUUGUAGAGAUCACUCGCUGAACUCAUUACUGCUUAGUGUUAGAGGUUCGAACGAGCCUUCCUACUUAAAGUCGAGCAUGCCUGGAGCCUUAGUGGAUAUGAAAUCAUCAGAAGAUGAUGAUAGUGUAAAAAUUCCUGUUAAAGAUGUAGUUGUAGAUGUAAAUGGUCUAAAAAAAUAUUCAUUGGUCCCAUCAGGGUGUGAAACACGAUCAAAGGGGGAGAACGUCGAAUUGCAAUCUCUUUUGCCCCAUUAAAUUCCUGGACUGUCUCGCCCUAGUGUACGACAUUCUGAAAACAAGUAUUGUUCUACUCCAAUGCUCAGCGCACCGAAACCCAAAAUUUUCUUUUGGUUCAUUCGGAAUGGCACCGGACUAUCCACUACUGUUUACUGUAAUAUACAUCCCGUUCUUCUU
Molecule: messenger RNA, 3227 nt
Organism: Marchantia polymorpha subsp. ruderalis
Lineage: Eukaryota; Viridiplantae; Streptophyta; Marchantiopsida; Marchantiales; Marchantiaceae
Source: the annotation of a GenBank genome assembly